GGACGAGCCGGCGGCGGCGAGAUAGUAGGGCUGCGGGGCCGUCAGCCUGCCUCUCUCUCACAGUCCGGCUGCCGCGCGUCGCCCGCACACGCGCCGCCAUGGGCUCCUGAGGUCCCUUCUGUGUGUCUGGCACUGUGCCAGGCCUACAGAGAGAUGACUCAGGUGUGGGGAGACGGGAACACUGUCAGAACAAACCUCAUGGAGCGAGCACGGUGCGGCUGGGCGGGAGUGAGUGGGCCGGCCCUCGGUGAGGCCGUGACGUUGAGGAUGACCUGCCAGCUCAUCGCUUACCCCGAGGGUUUCUCUCAGGAAGCCCCCUGCUGCCGGGCACCAUGACUGUGAGGGGGGCCGCACUGGCCCCAGAUCCAGCGUCGCCCACAACAGCAGCAGCCUCGCCCAGUGUCUCCGUGAUGCCCGAAGGCAGCCCCACGGCCAUGGAGCAGCCCGUGUUCCUGAUGACAACCGCCGCUCAGGCCAUCUCUGGCUUCUUCGUUUGGACGGCCCUGCUCAUCACCUGCCACCAGAUCUACAUGCACCUGCGCUGCUAUAGCUGCCCCAACGAGCAGCGCUACAUCGUCCGCAUCCUCUUCAUCGUGCCCAUCUACGCCUUCGACUCCUGGCUCAGCCUCCUCUUCUUCACCAACGACCAGUACUAUGUGUACUUUGGCACCGUGCGCGACUGCUACGAGGCCUUGGUCAUCUAUAAUUUCCUGAGCCUGUGCUAUGAAUACCUUGGGGGGGAAAGUUCCAUCAUGUCAGAGAUCAGAGGGAAGCCCAUCGAGUCCAGCUGUAUGUAUGGCACAUGCUGCCUCUGGGGAAAGACUUACUCCAUCGGAUUUCUGCGGUUCUGCAAGCAGGCCACCCUGCAGUUCUGUGUGGUGAAGCCGCUCAUGGCUGUCAGCACCGUGGUCCUCCAGGCCUUCGGCAAGUACCGAGACGGUGACUUUGACGUCACCAGUGGCUACCUCUACGUGACCAUCAUCUACAACAUCUCCGUCAGCCUGGCCCUCUACGCCCUCUUCCUCUUCUACUUUGCCACCCGGGAGCUGCUCAGCCCUUACAGCCCCGUCCUCAAGUUCUUCAUGGUCAAGUCUGUCAUCUUCCUCUCCUUCUGGCAAGGCAUGCUCCUGGCCAUCCUGGAGAAGUGCGGGGCCAUCCCCAAGAUCCACUCGGCCCGCGUGUCGGUGGGUGAGGGCACCGUGGCUGCUGGCUACCAGGACUUCAUCAUCUGUGUGGAGAUGUUCUUUGCAGCUCUGGCCCUGCGGCACGCCUUCACCUACAAGGUCUAUGCUGACAAGAGGCUGGACGCACAAGGCCGCUGCGCCCCCAUGAAGAGCAUCUCCAGCAGCCUCAAGGAGACCAUGAACCCGCACGACAUCGUGCAGGACGCCAUCCACAACUUCUCGCCCGCCUACCAGCAGUACACGCAGCAGUCCACCCUGGAGCCCGGGCCCCCCUGGCGCGGGGGCGCGCACGGCCUCUCGCGCUCCCACAGCCUCACUGGCGCCCGCGACCACGAGAAGACGCUCCUGCUCAGCUCUGACGACGAGUUCUAGGUGCGGCUGCUGGCGGGGAAGGGCUGGGGCCUUGGCCAGGGCAGGGCGUGCCCCUCCUCCAGCCUCACGUCCAGGCUGGGAGGCAGGCUGGCUCAGCUUCGGCAGUGCCCUUUAAUUUAUUGGACCAGAAACAUAUAUCGCUUCAAGAGGAACAGCCAGAUGCUGUCUGCCCAGAGGAUGGCCCAGGCUCACCCAGGAGCCUUCAGGAAUAUUUAUACAAGGCCGAGGCUCUACUGCCUGGACGACGGGCAGAGGACAGUGGGAGCGACUCCCAUGCCCCUGCGGCUCGUCCUUUGGCGGCAGCAUGUUGGGACCAGCCGUGCCCAGGCCCAGACGCUUGUGUUGUGGACCAGCGGCUGCAGCCUUCUCGGCCCCACCCCCACAAGACGUACAGCCCCUUCCCCAAACACCGUGCAAUACUCUGACCCGGGCUCUCCCUCCCGCCUGCUCCCUCCCCUGUCCCCUUGUCUGAUGCUAGAUUAGCCUCCCCCUGGGCAGGAGGAGGGAGGAGAACACGGAUGCUCUCUGUGGACCUUCCUCCUGACCCAGGCCUAACUGGCGCACUGCAGGGAUCAGAGCCAGACACCAAGAGCCACGGGUCCCACCUCAGAAGGGUGCUCAGGUGCAUCUGGGCUCCUGAGUGUCCUCUCUGUGCUGCACCUUCUGCCUGCCUCGUGCCCCUUCCUCCUGGCCUGCUGAAGACAGCCAGCCGCCCACACUGCCCUCCCACUUGCGGUCUUUCCUCUUGAGAGCAUUUUGGGUAGAGCCCUUGCUUCCCAGCUACUCAAAGGGUCAGGGGUUGCCACCCCUCCUUCCCAGGCUGAGCAGUCAGCACCUCUGCUGGAUCCUGGUCUCUCUCCCUGGGGCUGCUCCCUCCUGUUUCCUGGGGAGGGUCUGGUCUCCGCAUUUCAGACCAGCUUCCAGCUUCCGGAGGAGCACAGUCCUCCGGGAGGGAGGAGGGAGGGAUGGGGCAUGUGGCGGGGAGCCAGGAGAUGGGGGACUCCUCUCUCUGGCCCCGUAUCCAAACAGGACCUGGUGUCCUGCCUCGUCUGGCCCCAAGGCCCAUCUCUUCUGUGCCUUAGUCACAUAUGAAAGCUCCCCCUCACUAGGCCCUCAGCCUGUCCCAGACACUCCCUGGGGGCCCCCUGUUAAGCUGCUGGCGCUCAGAGGAUCCUGCAGUGCUGGGCCAAGUGCCCUUGGACAGGCCUCAGGGGUGGCCAGGACCACCAGUCCCCUCCCCCUCCCCCACCUCCAUGCCCA
This is a messenger RNA of Eubalaena glacialis (North Atlantic right whale), 2816 nucleotides long. It is a transcript of the gene TMEM184B, whose product is annotated as transmembrane protein 184B. NCBI's taxonomy places the organism in Eukaryota, Metazoa, Chordata, Mammalia, Artiodactyla, Balaenidae. The record is from RefSeq and is a predicted model, not a curated record. The transcript has 10 exons. The coding region runs from base 333 to 1556 and encodes 407 amino acids. Gene Ontology annotation, molecular function: transporter activity. Gene Ontology annotation, biological process: transport.